AUGGUCAACUUUUCGGGAGUGGACCUGACGGGGAAGACAGCCAUUGUGACUGGAGCCUCACGAGGAAUUGGAGCUUCGAUAGCUACUCAGCUUGGUCAACGCGGUGCCAAUGUGGUUGUCAACUUCAUGUCAGAAGGCAGCCGCGAGCGGGCUGAAAGUGUUGCCAAGUCGAUCAAGGAAAAUGGCAGCAACGCCGUGACGUGCCAGGCGAACAUCACCAAUCUCGGCGAGAUUCCCAAACUCAUUAGUUCAGCACUUAAUCUCAGCCAGUCGGGCAAAAUUGAUCUGUUAAUUCACAAGUUGGUGCCUUUCUUUACUUCUUUGUUCUGUGUCUUGUCACCUAACUUUGCGACUUCAAUCUUAAGCGCGGCGCUUGGAGUAGAUGCAAACCUCGACGAAGUCACGGAAGACCUGUACCUCAGCCAUUUCGACACCAAUGUGAAGGGGCCCAUCUUUCUGACUCAAGCUUUGCUCCCAUAUUUCCCCAGAGGCGGCCGCAUCGUCUUCGUCUCAUCGGCCGCUGCUCGGCUGGGUGUCGCCGGCCAAACGGUGUAUGGCGCUACCAAAGCUGCCAAUGAAUCACUUGUUCGCGUUUGGGCCAAAGAGCUCGGUCAAUCUCAUGGAAUCACCGUCAACUGCGUCAAUCCAGGCCCAGUUGCAACUGAUCAAUGGAACGAAAGUGAUGAACAAUUUCGGGAAGACAUGCGUCCUCUGAUAGAAUCGACCCCGGCAGCCGCACGAAUUGCCGAGCCCUCUGAUAUUGCACCGCUUGUUGCGUUUCUAUGUUCAGCAGACGCUGCAUGGUCGACUGGUGGCACGCUCUGUGCUAAUGGGGGCUUGUAUAACUAA
Messenger RNA from Clonostachys solani, 849 nucleotides. The record is from the annotation of a GenBank genome assembly. Lineage: Eukaryota; Fungi; Ascomycota; Sordariomycetes; Hypocreales; Bionectriaceae.